Messenger RNA from Zootermopsis nevadensis, 2588 nucleotides. It is a transcript of the gene beag, whose product is annotated as IC cytokine homolog beag. The record is from RefSeq and is a predicted model, not a curated record. Lineage: Eukaryota; Metazoa; Arthropoda; Insecta; Blattodea; Termopsidae.
UGUGUGUGUAGGUUGGUACACUGUGUUGUGUAAUAUUGCGAAUGUGGUGAUGAAAAUAGUAAUACCUGUGCUCAGUUGUCGCGAUAAAGUAGUUGAAAUUUCAAUUUGAGGUGGUGAACUGAUUUUGUAUUGCAAAAAUAAUUACAAGAAUUAACAGUAACCGUGUAAAGGGAAGUAUUAAUCAUGCCUGAGAAUGAAUACAGUGCAGGUGGAAAUGCAGGUGACAGCAGAGAAGAGCCUGGUGACAGAUCCCAACGACUUACAAAUGACGAUUUUAGGAGGUUAUUAAUGACACCUAGGUCUUCAGUUCCAUCGUCACUGCCGUCAUCAUUAGCCCCAACUAGAGAUACCGUCACUGUUCCUCCAGAUGCAGAAGGUGAUGACAGAGCUGAGAGACGACGUAAGAAAAAAAGUUUUUAUGCCAAACUUAAGAAGCAGGAAGAUGAUAAAAUGGCAGAACUUGCAAAGAAGUACCGUGAUCGAGCAGGUGAGAGGCGAGAUGGGGCUAACCCAGACUAUCAAGCAGAAGAUCCUCUUUCGACAGCAAGUGGUUACCGUGCUGUGGCUCCAGAUCUGAAAUCUGGUAUGGAUGCAGCAGAAAGACGUCGUCAGAUGAUUCAAGAAUCAAAGUUCUUGGGAGGUGACAUGGAGCAUACUCAUUUAGUGAAAGGGCUGGACUAUGCUUUACUGCAGAAGGUUCGCAGUGAAAUCCAAGCAAAAGAGCAAGAACAGGAGGAAGAAAUGGAAAAGCUUGUAAAAACAAAAAAAGAAAAAAAAGAUGAUGAAGAGGAAAUGAAUUUCAAAACAAAAUUGGGACGGAAUGUCUACAGAGCACUUUUCAAGUCCAGGGCUUCUGAGAAAAAUGAGCUGUUUGCACCAGGUAGAAUGGCUUAUGUGAUAGAUCUUGAGGAUGAACUGGCUGAGAGUGAUAUCCCAACAACUCUGAUUAGGAGUCGUUCUGAUGUACCAAGUCUUGAGGCUACUGCUACCCUUACUACAAAUGAUAUAGUUAUCAACAAGUUGGCUCAAAUUCUGUCAUAUCUACGACAAGGAGGUCGCCACAGUAAGAAAUCAAGGAAGAAGGAUAAAGGUCGGGCAGGUGGCGAUAUUAAGGGUGGGAGUAAAGGUUUGGUGGAUGAAAGCAUAUAUGGUGAGAUUGGAGAUUAUGUUCCUGCAGUGUCCAGAAGGGAUGGUGGCAAUGAUGGGGACAAAGAACAAGAGAAACGACGGGCCCCAUACUUUGAGAAACCAUCAGAGGAAACAGCUGCUUGGGGUGCUUCUGGAGGGAAACCCAAAACAGAACCACGUGUUACUAGUAAACUGGAACCAGUAGACAAAAUUUCAGCAAUACCAAAGAGAGAAAUGGGACAGAACCAAAGUCGUGCUCAGCAGUUGUUGACGAGACUGGCUGCAGAACCAGAGGGAUAUGCUGAAUGUUAUCCAGGUCUGGAAGAAAUGCAGGAUGCUAUUGACGAUUCCGAUGAUGAAGUAGAUUAUACCAAAAUGGACCUUGGAAACAAGAAGGGGCCAAUAGGAAGAUGGGACUUUGACACUCAAGAAGAAUAUAGUGAUUACAUGAAUAACAAAGAGGCCUUACCUAAGGCUGCUUUUCAGUAUGGGGUCAAAAUGGCAGAUGGGCGACGUACAAGGAAAUAUCACAAAGAGAAGAAUGAGAAGGCAGAACUUGAUAGAGAAUGGCAGAAGAUUCAAAAUAUCAUUCAGAAACGCAAGAUUCCAGCACCAGCAGAGUCAGAAUUCAAGAAGCCUAAAUAUUAAAAGAAAUAUAUUAUUGCAGUAUGGUUCAGAAGAAGAUUUGACUGCAAGUUUUCUUUGUCAAUUAAAAGAAAUAUUAUUUACUUUCUAUUUUAGAUACAUUGUAUAAGUUACUUGUUCAUCAUGUAUCUUACUAAUAUCUAUAAUCUGUGUUACAUGAUUUAAACAUGAUCUAGCUGACCAUGUGUGACACUAGCGUACUGCUAAAUCCCAGAGUUAACGUCUGGCUGGCAGUCCAGUAGUAUGAGGACUUAAACUUCCUAUUCCUGUACAAUAAAUAUUAAAGAUAUUUCUGAUUUUAUAUUAUUUCAUGUAAUCAUUAAAGUUGUAUGAAGUAAAUAACAGUGCACAGUUUUUAUCAGCAGAAUAAAAAAUGUAGUUUAAAUUGGAUAUUGAAAAAUAAUUUUACUAGCAUUAGCAAAUAUACAGAAGAUAGAUGUUUCAUUAUUUACGAUAAAAGGUAUUACUAGGGCAACAUGUUUCAACCCCAUUGGUUCAUCUCCAUGCCCUUAUAGAUACAUGCAUAUAAUCUGAGGCAAAAUCACACGUAAUUUGAGUGUGUUUGGAAUUUAUAUUAAAAUAUAUGAUUAUUUUCUAAAGAUUCUCUAUAUUUGCUAAUAAUAAUCGCAGUAGAAUGCAUAAAAUGGAUAAGGCAUCGUGCAGAAAUUAACAAUAAUUUGAAGUAAUUUAACUUUGGUAUCUGAAGGUAGCACUCCUAUAAUAGCAUCAAUUGAUAUAAUGUAUCAGUUCUCAAAGAGGAAAAAUUCAGGAAUAAAAAUGCAGUCUUCAUGGGUGCAAACAUGUUUCAACAGCAA